UUACCACCAAAAAUCAUAAAGACGGUGAAAAGCAUUAAAAAGUGUACGAUGAUUCAACAAAAGCGUAAAUUAUUUAACAACAUCUGAAAUGAGAUAAUCCUUGGACGCUACACGACAUACAUAAAAUUGAAGUGGCGUACCUAAGUGUCUGAUAUAUUAACUUGCACGUGUUGAAUUCAUCAAACAAAUGUAAAAUCAUACAGGGAGUUGCAAAAUGCUUCAAGCACUUGUAGAAUGCGACAGCUUUCAGAAGUCUCAAGCUGCUUGCAUGUCUUAAUUUGUGCAACUGGUUUUGCAUUGUAAUAGCCAGUUUUAAAAAAUAGCUAGUUUCAAAAUAUAGCUAGAUUUAAGAUAGCUUAUUUUCAAGUAGUUAGAAGUGAAAUAGCUAGUUUCAAAAUAGCAAUAGUUCUAAAAUAGCUAGUUUCAAAAUAGCUAGAUUUAAAAUAGCUAGUUGUAAAAUAGCUUGUUUUGAAAUAGCUAGUUUUAAAAUAACUUGUUUUCAAGUAGUUAGAAGUGAAAUAGCUUGUUUUGAAAUAGCUUGUUUCAAAAUAGCUUGUUUCAAAAUAGCUAGAUUUAAAAUAGCUAGUUGUAAAAUAGCUUGUUUUGAAAUAGCUUGUUUUCCAGUAGCUAGAAGUGAAAUAGCUUGUUUCAAAAUAGCUUGUUUCAAAAUAGCUAGAUUUAAAAUAGCGUGUUUCAAAAUAGCUUGUUUUAAAAUAGCCAAUUUUCAAAUAGCUAUAGCUAGUUUUGGAAGAGUUAGUUUUCAAAUAUACUGAUAAAUUAUAGCUGGUUUUAAAAUGUAUAAUUUUAAGAUAACUAGUUCUGGAAUAGCUGGCUAUGAAAACGAAAUAAUAUAAUUGAAAUAGCUAUUGUUUUUAAAUAUAUACCCACCCCGGCUACUCGUUACAGGAUUGUUUGAAAUACUGCUGAAAAACGUAUGAAAUAUUGCUCUUCCGCAAAGAGGUAUAAUGGCUGUUGAGAUUCUUAUACUUAUACGAGACAGUCUGCAAGAAAUAGAUUCACUCUUAACUGAAAAUAUGCAGGAGAAUUGUAAUAUGUGUAUGAGGCGCUUGGGGGUUCUGGCUGAAGAAGCAAUGCGCUGUGAUUCUAUCGACAUUGGUAUUGUUGAAGAACUAAAUAGAGCAAAAAAUCAAUUGAUAUCAGAGUCACAAUGGAGUGAGAGACAUUGUCCUUACCAAGCUCCUUUAGAAACGAACGCUCGUAGAGGAAGACCGAAAUUUUUUAUUUCAGAAGAGCAACUAUGUUUUUUCAAAGCCAAUGGAUUUACACAAAGGGAAAUGGGUGAAAUGUUAGGCGUCAGUCUAAGAACCAUCGAGAACAGAAUGGCUGAAUAUAAUAUGACCAAUGCAAGUCGUUAUAGCAAUAUUGAUGACGAAUGUUUGGAUAUUUAUGUACAACGAAUUGUGGGGCAUUUUCCUAGAUCAGGGGAAAAAACAAUUGAAGGCGAGCUAAGAUCUCUCGGAGUUUGUGUGCAGAGAAGGCGGCUUCGUGAUUCUUUAAAACGUGUAGAUCCAGUUGGACGACGCAUACGGGCGAUGACUGUAAUACAAAGGCGUGUAUACAAUGUUCACUCACCUCUAGCUCUCUGGCAUAUGGAUGGCAAUCACAAACUUAUUAGGUGGCGUUUUAUUGUUCAUGGAUGCGUUGACGGAUUUAGUAGGGUGGUUGUCUACCUUGCUUUGUAG
Dendronephthya gigantea is the source of this 1703-nucleotide messenger RNA. RefSeq lists its product as uncharacterized. NCBI's taxonomy places the organism in Eukaryota, Metazoa, Cnidaria, Anthozoa, Malacalcyonacea, Nephtheidae. The record is from RefSeq and is a predicted model, not a curated record. The transcript is spliced from 4 exons. Bases 966 to 1703 code for a protein of 245 amino acids.